AUGAGCGAAGUCAGUAUACACAACCACAGGAAGGCAGUGACGAAGCCUAGAAGAAGGGAGAAAGUCAUCGAAUUGAUCGAAGUGGAUGGUAAGAAGGUAAGUACGACAUCGACAGGUAAACGUAAAUUUCAUAACAAGUCAAAAAAUGGGUGCGACAACUGUAAAAGAAGAAGAGUAAAAUGCGAUGAAGGUAAACCAGCCUGCAAGAAGUGUACCAAUAUGAAGUUGGAGUGCCUAUAUACUCCAAUCCAUUUGCGAAAAGGCAGGGGUGCAACUGUGGUAAAGUAUGUUACUAGAAAGGCUGAUGGCAGCGUCGAGCCCGAGUCUUCAAUCGAUUUGCCAGAUGUGGUCAAGAAGGAGCAGACACCUUUUAAUGACGUCUCGUCAGCAGUGAAGGCUUCGGAAUCAUCGAAUGAUUCGUUUCCAUCCAGUGCAUCUACAACCAAAAGUGAGAGUGAAGAAAAGUCAUCUGCCCCUAUAGAAGAUAAAAACAACAUGACUCCUUUAAGUAUGGGUCUGCAGAGUACCAUCAAUAAGAAAGAUAUGAUGAAUAAUUUUUUUUCUCAAAGUGGCACUAUUGGUUUUGGUUCACCUGAAAGGUUAACCUCAGGUAUUGAUGGGUUACUUCUACCACCGUUGCCUUCUGGAAAUAUGGGCCCUUUUCAACAGCAGCCUCAGCAGCAGCAGCAGCCCCAACCUCAACCGCAGCCACAAGCGCAACCAGGAAGUGGAACUCCAAAUGAAAGGUAUGGUUCGUUUGAUCUCGCGGGUAGUCCUGCAUUACAAUCAACAGGAAUGAGUUUAUCAAACAGUUUAAGUGGAAUGUUACUAUGCAAUAGAAUUCCUUCAAGUCAAAACUACACUCAACAGCAGCUGCAGUAUCAAUUACACCAACAGCUGCAACUGCAACAGCAUCAGCAAGUCCAGUUGCAACAAUAUCAACAACUACGUCAAGAACAACAUCAACAAGUCCAACAACAACAACAGGAACAACUUCAGCAAUAUCAACAACAAUUUCUACAACAGCAGCAGCAGCAAGUCCUACUUCAGCAGGAGCAGCAACCUAAUGACCAGGAAGGAGCUAUUCGGGAGGAAAGGAGCAAGAAAGUAAAGGGAGAGCCUUUGCAACCGCACACGGGUGAAACAACUUUAAACAGCGACGCUGCUACACUACAAGCUGAUGCAUUAUCCCAGUUAAGCAAGAUGGGGCUAAGUUUGAAAUCUCUAAGCACAUUUCCAACAGCGGGUAUUGGCGGUGUUUCUUAUGAUUUUCAGGAAUUGUUGGGCAUAAAAUUGCCGAUGAAUAACGGUAAUUCAAGAGCUGCAAAGGUUAGCAACGCAGAGGAAGCGCUGGCUAAUAUGCAAGAGCAUCAUGAACGGGCAGCAGCCUCUGUUAAAGGAAAUGAUGGCGAACUGUCCGACACGAAAAGCCCAAUACCAUCGAGUGACGGACAAAGAGGACGGAGCAAUAUGAUGGAAUCACAAGGGCCUAGUGCAGUUUCAACAAUAGCGCCUAUUUCAAUAAUUGAAAGAAACAUAAGCGGCGAUGGUAACCUCUCUCCGUCGACACCCAAUGUGGUACUGGGCGGCAGACAAGGAAUGCAACGUUCCAUGGGUUCCCUAGGAAAUUUGACAAAAGUGGCCUUGGAGAACAACGGUGCAACAAUGGGUAUACAGACAUCACAAGCAGGGAAUGAAGAUCAAAACUCACAGCAAGGUCUGUCUUCAAAAAUUAAUGACGAGGACCGGAAUUCCAUUUCCGUUGGCACUAGUAGUAUCGUCAAGCUUCUAGAUCUUUCCACCAAGGGCAAUCUGAACCUGAUAGACAUGAAAUUAUUCUAUCACUAUUGUAAAAAAGUCUGGCCCACAAUCACAGCGGCAAAAGUUUCUGGACCCGAAAUAUGGAGAGACUAUAUACCAGAAUUGGCCUUUGACUAUCCAUUUCUAAUGCAUGCUUUGUUGGCAUUCAGUGCUACACAUCUUUCAAGGACUGAAACAGGACUAGAACAAUACGUUUCAUCUCAUCGUUUAGAUGCCUUAAGACUAUUAAGAGAGGCUGUCCUGGAUAUUUCUGAGAGUAACACCGAUGCACUAGUUGCCAGUGCCUUAAUAUUAAUUAUGGACUCCCUGGCAAAUGCUAGCGGCGGUGGUACAGUAGGCAACCAAAGUCUGAACAGCAUGUCGCCAAGCGCUUGGAUCUUCCAUGUUAAAGGAGCAGCAACGAUUUUAACCGCUGUGUGGCCAUUAAGUGAAAGGUCGAAAUUUCAUAACAUUAUAUCCGUUGAUCUCAGCGACUUGGGCGAUGUCAUCAACCCCGACGUUGGAGCAAUCACGGAAUUGGUAUGUUUUGAUGAAAGCAUUGCGGAUUUGUACCCUGUCGGCUUAGAUUCACCGUACUUGAUAACAUUAGCUUAUCUAGAUAAACUACACCGAGAAAAAAACCAAGGUGACUUUAUUCUACGGGUAUUUACAUUCCCAGCCUUACUAGACAAAACAUUCCUUGCAUUAUUGAUGACAGGUGACUUAGGCGCGAUGAGGAUUAUGAGGUCAUAUUAUAAAUUACUUCGAGGGUUUGCUACGGAAGUCAAGGAUAAAGUCUGGUUUCUCGAAGGAGUUACGCAAGUGUUGCCCCAAGAUGUUGAUGAAUACAGUGGAGGUGGUGGUAUGCAUAUGAUGCUGGAUUUCCUCGGUGGCGGUUUACCAUCGAUGACAACGACGAACUUUUCAGAUUUCUCAUUAUGA
Messenger RNA from Saccharomyces kudriavzevii IFO 1802, 2742 nucleotides. It is a transcript of the gene UPC2, whose product is annotated as Upc2p. Lineage: Eukaryota; Fungi; Ascomycota; Saccharomycetes; Saccharomycetales; Saccharomycetaceae. Gene Ontology annotation, biological process: regulation of transcription by RNA polymerase II. The transcript has a single exon. The coding region runs from base 1 to 2742 and encodes 913 amino acids. Gene Ontology annotation, molecular function: DNA-binding transcription activator activity, RNA polymerase II-specific; zinc ion binding. The record is from RefSeq and is a predicted model, not a curated record.